AUAAUGUCUUAUUGUUUCAGAAUAGAAUUGUAGAUGAUCAUCUGAAACAUUAAUCUUACUGCUUAUUCAAUGAGACCCUGCAGAUACGAGGCCAAUCAAUAAAGGGCGGAUCAUUUUGUAAGCGCCGUGUGAAACAGUGCCUUGCGUUAGCGCUGUGGCUUCUUCUAUAUAACCACUCUUUCUUCUCUUCUUCCUGUUCUACUUUGAUCAUCACAUUCAUUCAUCUUCUCAUGUAUCUUCUUUUCUUCCUCGUUGGUCUGGCUUCAUGCCACACCGUCUUCACCACUCUCUACGUCAAUGGCAACAACCAAGGCGAUGGUGUUUGUGUCCGCAUGAACCACCAUGCCAACAAUGCCAGUUUUCCCAUUGAGCCUCUGUCCAGUCCUGAUGUUGCGUGUGGCUACAACGGCGAAUCCGCCGUAAGUCGCGUCUGCCCAGCCUCUGCCUCCAGCACCCUCACCUUUGAAUUCCGCGAAUACCCCGACGCAUCGCAGCCCGGCUCCAUCGAUCCAUCCCACAAAGGGCCCUGCGCCGUGUACAUGAAGAAAGUCGCCAACGCGACCGAAGACAGCAACGCCGCCGGGCCCGGCUGGUUCAAAAUCUGGGAAUACACCUACGCGGAUGGAAAGUGGUGUACGGAGAAGCUGAUUGAGAAUAACGGGCAUAUCUCCGUGACCAUACCUGAGGAUAUCCAGGCGGGGUAUUAUCUCGUCCGCCCUGAGUUGUUGGCGCUGCAUGCUGCGCAGGACGAUCCGCCGGAUCCGCAGUUUUAUGUCGGAUGUGCGCAGAUUUUCAUCAAGGAUGGUGGGAAUGCGAAGCCGGAGACUGUCGAGAUUGGACAGGGGACGUAUGAUCUCAGUAUGCCGGGUUUGACGUAUAACAUUUACGAAACGCCGUUGAAGCUGCCGUAUCCCAUGCCCGGCCCAGAUGUAUAUACUCCGGGGCAGAAGGAGAAAUCGAAACGGUCAGCAAUGGUGCAGACGGAUGGCCUCAAACCAGACGGCUGCAUUCUCGUCCGCGACAACUGGUGCGGCUUCGAAGUGCCCUCAUACACCGACCAGGAAGGAUGCUGGAAAGCAUCGCAGAACUGCUGGAGCCAAGGCGACGACUGCUGGGCUUCAGUCCCGCCGACGGGAGGAUCCAACUGCAAGAUCUGGGAGGAAAAGUGCCAUGAUAUCGAUGAUCAUUGCAAUAACCAGGUCUUUCCGGGGCCGCCGCAUAAAGGAAAGGAUUUGACGCCGAAGCCUACGCCGUUGAAGUCCAAGGCGUCAUUCAAGAGACAUAAAAGAGUGCAUUGAUGUAUUUUAUUCUAUUGAUGGAUGAUGUAUGAAUGAAUGAUGAGUCGGACUA
Aspergillus wentii DTO 134E9 is the source of this 1350-nucleotide messenger RNA. Its product is annotated as lytic polysaccharide monooxygenase auxiliary activity family 9 protein. Lineage: Eukaryota; Fungi; Ascomycota; Eurotiomycetes; Eurotiales; Aspergillaceae. The transcript is spliced from 2 exons. The record is from RefSeq and is a predicted model, not a curated record. The coding region runs from base 231 to 1298 and encodes 355 amino acids.